CGCCAGAGAAGUGCACAUUGUAUCAUCACGGCGCCUUCAAAGCGCUCUCUCUAGCCCCGGUUUUCGUCCCGACGUCGGCUCUCGCUUAAGCCUGUUCCUGCGUUACUUUUCCGAUCAGCGACGCUGUGCGCACUUCUAAAGUUGUAUUUCUCGUCAUCAUAAUGGACUCCAACCCUGUUCCCGGAGCUAUCCCAGCUGUCCCGGAUACCAACAAAGCCGCUGAGCCCGCCGUUCCCGAACCCCCCGCCAAUGUCCCUCAAAGCGCUGAGACCGACACUGCGAAACCGGUUGAGCCUACGGCCGCGGUGCCAGCACCGGCAUCCACAUCGGAGGCCAGCAAACCCGCCGAGUCCGCCGCCGCCGCCGCCGCCGAUGCCCCCAAACCCGCCACCGUAGAGGACGUCACGGACAAUGAAGCUCCUACUAUAGGCACUAGUGCCCAUGCCCCUGCAGGGCCUGCUGCUUCGGCUGUCGAGCCAUCGGCCACGGAAGCCGCUGCCGCCGCCGCAGAACCUGCGACAGAAACCGUCGAUAAAUCCGCCGAGCAACCUCCCUCUGCAGGCCAACCCGAAGCAGAAGCCGGAACGGCCACUGCAGAGACGGAAAAUCCCAACAAGGCAGAACAGAAACCAGGUGCCGCAGCCGAUGAGCCGGUCAUUGACAAGCCUUCGGGCGUCAACGGCGAUGCGGCGCCGGCCGUGCCAUCCAAGGACGUAGAGAUGACGGGCGCGCUCGCGGACGCCGAGGCCGCGCAGCCCGCAGUUGCGCCCGCUACCGAAGCCAAACCUAGCGACGAGGACGGCAAGACCGAGGCCGAACCUGAAGCCAAGGCCGAGACACAAUCGUUGCAACCUGGCGAAAAGAAGCGCAAGGCGGACGAGCUCGGGGAGUCGCCAAAUGGCCACGAUGACGCUGCAGCGAGCAAGAAGCGCAAGCCCGGGCGGCCGCCCAAGGCCAAUGGCGCGACAAACGGCAGGGAGAAGGAGUCUGUGGGCCAGAAGAUGGCCAAGAAAGUGAAGAAGGUGAUUCCUUCUGUUGGAAAGACGGAGCGUAGGACGAGGAGCCAGGGGCCAGUCUGAUUUGAGUCGUGUCUGGCUAAGUUUUAUGCUUUUCUUUCUUCCUUUUUUUUCUUUUAUUAUGAUUGGGGAGGGGUUUCGAGGGG
Molecule: messenger RNA, 1162 nt
Organism: Sodiomyces alkalinus F11
Lineage: Eukaryota; Fungi; Ascomycota; Sordariomycetes; Glomerellales; Plectosphaerellaceae
Exons: 2
Coding region: 162-1079 (305 amino acids)
Source: RefSeq, a predicted model, not a curated record